Juglans microcarpa x Juglans regia is the source of this 1082-nucleotide messenger RNA. RefSeq names its product putative E3 ubiquitin-protein ligase XBAT35. Gene Ontology annotation, biological process: protein ubiquitination; positive regulation of protein catabolic process. The coding region runs from base 215 to 985 and encodes 256 amino acids. Lineage: Eukaryota; Viridiplantae; Streptophyta; Magnoliopsida; Fagales; Juglandaceae. The transcript has 9 exons. The record is from RefSeq and is a predicted model, not a curated record. Gene Ontology annotation, molecular function: protein binding.
AAAAAAAAGGGUACCAGUUUCUGGGACUUCUCUUCGCUGCUAAGUUUCUGAAAAACUCUUGAGCGAGUGUGUUAUUCAAAACCCAUUUACAAUGCAGAGAAUUAACAGAUUUUGCUCUCCCGUGGAUUCUUCUGCUUUCUUUUGGCUUCAUAUUUUCUGUUGCUCUCUCUGUUUUUCUCUCUUGUUACAUCCUUUCUUUUUGGAGUCUUGAAUUAUGGGCCAAAGCCAUUCCACGAAACAACGACCCAGAGCGGAGUUGCUCUAUGACCUGGUCAGCAUUGGAAACGUGGUAGCCAUCAAAGCUCUUUGGAGAGAAGGUACUAGCCUUGAGUGGAUUGACAAAGAAGGAAGGACCCCCCUCAUUUUGGCAUGCAUGAAUCCCGAACGGAUUCAUAUUGCCAAAACUCUUAUUGAAUUGGGUGCCAACGUCAAUGCUUAUCGUCCUGGGGCUCAUGCGGGUACUCCUUUACAUCAUGCAGUAAAAGAAGGCUUGGGACAGUCUGUUAAGUUACUUCUUUCCCAUGGAGCAAAUACCCUGGUGAGGAAUGAUGAUUUUCAAACUCCACUUGAUGUUGCCAGAGUAAAAGGGUGCGCUAAUGUUGUUCGUGCAAUUGAGAAGCAUGUCUGCUAUUUCUCUGGCUGGUUCCGGGAGUUUUAUGGUCCAAGCUUUCUUGAAGCAUUAGCACCUAAACUGUUAUCAGGAACAAUUUGGGUUGUUGUUAUACCUUUUGGUCCCAGUGAUUCUACAAGGCCUCUCAAAAUGGAGCUCAUAAUAUAUCGUACUUUGCAAGAUGUGCGGCCUCGCUCAGUUAUUGCUCUUUGGAAGGCCAAAAUUGAGAAACCUGAUUUUCAUCAAAAGGAGCCAGCACUAACUAUAGUUGACCAGUUUACCAAAACUCGGUAUAAGCUUACAUCCACCAUUGAGGGUGAUAAACAGCAACUUCAACGGAUACAUAAUGCGUGCUUAGGAAUUCCUCAGAGUUAAAAGCAUCAUUCAUUACAACUAUUGAUGACUGAAGAGUCGAAGACUACAUUGGGAAUCUAUUUGGAAUCUUGAAGAAUGAAGAUUUGUGAAAUUUUAU